GCGGCGUUGGAGGCUGCGCAGAGAUGCGGUGUGGCCGGGUAAGCGCCAGGGCCGCGGGAAUGGGCGCCAGACCGCAAGCGGGAGGGAGAAGCGAGGCGAGCGCCCGAAUCAGGAACGUGUCUGGGGGAGAGGGAUGAGCGGUGCCGCCGCUUCGGCUUCAGCAUUUCCCCAAUCAGGCCGGCCACGAGCCCCCCGCGUACCUUGCACCACUUGCACACCGCGUGCCCCGUCCUCGCGGAUAGGGCUGAUGCCCUCCCGCCCUCCUAGCAUUCCGACGCCCAUGUCCCAUGUAACGACUCCGACCCGCCGGUUAUUGAUCCUGCUUGCUUGUGCCCCCCGCCCCGCCAGAUCUGGAGAUUGCAGUGUGUCACAGCCACAUCCAAGUCCACCGCCCAAAAAUAGCCCCCCAUUUUUCGCAUGUACGUACUUACACCUGCCUGCAUAUCCACCGCCUCAUCCUCACAAUAGUAAGAGCCGCAGAUGGCAGAUGCCGUCAUUGUCGUUUCAAGUUGUGUGGGUGAGAGUGAGAGCGAGAGAGCGUAUCAUGUCACUCACCCCACCACUCGCUGCCUGCGUCUGUCGUUGGUGCCUGACCGCUACCGCGCAACACGCAAUAACGUAACUACCCGAGAUAGGCAGCUGGCCUGUCUCAGGGCAAUUGACCGUGCUUGCUUAUUCCUGUGCCGUGCGAGAGUGUAACUUCAUUGCCCCAGGCUCCUGCUUGGCAUCUG
This is a messenger RNA of Aplosporella prunicola CBS 121167, 731 nucleotides long. RefSeq lists its product as uncharacterized. The coding region runs from base 134 to 622 and encodes 162 amino acids. NCBI's taxonomy places the organism in Eukaryota, Fungi, Ascomycota, Dothideomycetes, Botryosphaeriales, Aplosporellaceae. The transcript has a single exon. The record is from RefSeq and is a predicted model, not a curated record.